CUCCAGAUUUUGAUUCUAUUAUUUUUUAUUAUAAAUGAAAGGUCAAGGAAUACUUUUCGUAUUCCACAAUAGGAUUGGUUCUGGAAGAAUCUUUGAAAAAAAAUACGUUCAAGACGUUGGGGCUUGGAAUAGAACAGAAGCAUCUCAAAAGCACGUUUUUCUGGUUGAGGAAGGCACACAAGAACGUUUCACAGCGGUGCUCUGCUAUCUUCUCUGUACCCCUCCGCCCUACGCUCAUGGGAGAGCUCAUUUCCCUCCCCACCAGACACUGGGAAAUACUCCCAAGGCUCUGGCGGUCUCAAGGCUGCAAUUCCUGAGACCGGGGACUCUGUGCUGCCAUCUCGUGGCAGAUCUCAGACACAGCAAGCUGGCUGCCGGAAUCCUGUUUGAACUUGGCUUGCGGCGGGAGCUGUGGUUUGGCUCAAAUCCUUAUAGAGCUUUGUUGCCAGUCAUGUUGAUUUUUAAAAAAUGUUUUACUCCCUAUGCUCCCCUUUUCGUUUUUCAUGUUGGCACUUCAUUUAAUGUGCCUCCAGAGGCUACGUUUUGGGUUUUGAUGUAUUUGAUCAAUGUUAAAGAAUCGGUUAACUAUCUUCCCGAAAGAAGGCAGUAAUGCAGACAGACGCCUUUGACAACAGGUAGACCACUGGCUGGCAACCCUAGAAAGAGGGACACACGGGAGACUGAGAAUGAAAGAUGCAGUGAGGUUUAUUGCUCUUAUUCAUUGGUUAGGUUUUUUUUUUUUUUUUUUUUAGAGUAUUCUGACCUUUUCCUUGAGUGUAUUUUUGCUACCAUUUCUCUUGUUUAGAUCUGGAGAAGCUCAAACUCAAGCUGGGAUUUGGGGAAAAGUGUUUGAGGAUGCCAGUCUGGCUUUCAGAGGCAUGAUAGGCACAUCCCUGUUGAUAUCCAAAUUGGAACAACUUUCCUUGUUACCAGAAAACAGCUGGUGUCUGCAGACCUUCCCAUGGUUGGCCAUGACACAGGCCCCUGGAGUUGCUCUGCUCUCGUUAGAGAGUUCCUGUCUGGAGCCACCAGGAAGGCACCAAUCUCCCCUGGGGCCUGAGGGCAGGAUCCUUAUUUUGUUCUCUUCUGCAUCCUGGGAAGUAGCAAAGUACGGCAUUUAAAUGACAGGCCUCUAUUUGUAUUCUAGAUCUGUGUCUUACGUGACACUAGGCAGGUUUCCUAACCUUGAUCCCUCCUCUGUAAGAUGGCGAUCAUUGGGAAUUUUUGGUGAAAAACAUGCACAUAAGAUUCUUAGCACAGAGCCUGAACACAAAGAGAAUGAGUUCAGUAAGUGUGAGCCAGUAUUAGAAAAUGUUUCUUGAAUGAAGAUGUGAAUGGAAUGAGCCCUGACCUUGAGUCACAGUGGUGACACGUACUGCAUGUGGGGAUGAGGCAGCCCAGGGGGUGAGGGAGUCCUGAAGGCAUGGCUUUGCCUGUGCCACUUCUCACCAGAGCCACUGGCUCAAGAACAAGUGUUUUUGUUUCUUGGCAAAAUUGGGAAAGUGAAUGGAGUGGUCUUAAUUAACCUGUGUUUGAAUUUACUCUGUAGCUGCUGGACUCAAUUAAGGAAAUGGAGCAAUCAGGCUCUCACCAGCAAUUCCCUGAGCUUUUAAAUUUUUUUCUUGCAAGGCCCGGGAUUCCAAAGACUACUCCACAUUCCCACCAAUCAGACACCAGGGCAAUGAUCAGAUAUGGCAGUUCGGUACCAAUGUGACCGUUGAUAGAAUAUUUAAACACUCCCAGUGUAAUCAGAGGGGGAAAAAACCCACUAAACCUACAGCUAAGGUUUAGGUUUGUUCUAUGUGU
This is a messenger RNA of Nomascus leucogenys (northern white-cheeked gibbon), 1806 nucleotides long. RefSeq lists its product as uncharacterized. The transcript has a single exon. NCBI's taxonomy places the organism in Eukaryota, Metazoa, Chordata, Mammalia, Primates, Hylobatidae. The coding region runs from base 35 to 610 and encodes 191 amino acids. The record is from RefSeq and is a predicted model, not a curated record.